AUGUACAACGAUAUGAAGCGAGUGCUUGAGGGAAAACAACCCACUGGAUCACACGAGGCAAAUUUCCAGUGGUGGGUACGUAACACGUUCAACCUCAAGGUCCUUCCUGGUGGCACAACUUGCAUCGUUCGUAAGGAGGGCAAUAGAAAUGCUGGCAAGUACAUCGCCAUCAAGGAACACCUUUACGACAUGAUUGCAAGUGCACAUGAGCAAACAUGUCAUGGACGAAGAGAUGCCAUGAAGUUCAAGUUCAAGAACUACUUGUAUUGCCCUUCAAGAUUUGUCAAGGAUAUCAAGACUUCGGCACGAGCUAUCCAUGUGGAAUCUUUUCUCUCAAAGCUUCAGAUGGAUCUUGUUGACUUUGGUGGCAAAACGACUCCUACGGGUGAUAUGAGAUACAUCCUCCACGUGAAGGACCACCGGACCAAGUACUCGUGGGCGUAUCCACUUCCAUACAAGUUAGCUAGCGAAGUUUGUAAGAAGUUGCAUGCUCUCUUUUGCGAGGUUGGCCCACCCGAUGAACUUCAGAGCGACAAUGCGGUGAAUUCACUGCAGACCACAUGGUUGACGACAUCCUAA
This is a messenger RNA of Lichtheimia ornata, 579 nucleotides long. RefSeq lists its product as uncharacterized. The coding region runs from base 1 to 579 and encodes 192 amino acids. The record is from RefSeq and is a predicted model, not a curated record. The transcript is spliced from 6 exons. Lineage: Eukaryota; Fungi; Mucoromycota; Mucoromycetes; Mucorales; Lichtheimiaceae. Gene Ontology annotation, molecular function: nucleic acid binding.